Messenger RNA from Capsaspora owczarzaki ATCC 30864, 2108 nucleotides. RefSeq lists its product as hypothetical. Gene Ontology annotation, biological process: protein phosphorylation. The record is from RefSeq and is a predicted model, not a curated record. Bases 1 to 1869 code for a protein of 622 amino acids. NCBI's taxonomy places the organism in Eukaryota, Filasterea, Ministeriida, Capsasporidae. Gene Ontology annotation, molecular function: protein binding; protein kinase activity; ATP binding. The transcript has 10 exons.
AUGAUCAGUCUGCGUGAGAAGCAGAUCGGCGAGGCUGGAGCGCAUGCGAUUGCUGAGGCGCUCAAAGUCAACAAGACGCUGACUGUGCUCGAUCUUGGCAAUAGACAGAUUGGCGUUGCUGCAGUGAAGGCGCUUGCUGAAGCCCUCAAUGUGAGCACGACGCUGACUACGCUCGACCUGGGUCACACGGAGAUUGACCAUGUCGACAUCCAGGCGAUUGCUGGGGCACUCAAAGUGAACACGACGCUGACUUGGCUCAAUCUGGGUGAGAAUCGGAUUGGCGAUGUUGGAGCGGAAGCGAUUGCUGAGGCACUCAAGGUGAACAAGACAGUGACCAAGCUCGAUCUUCAACAGAAUCAGAUUGAAGAUGAAGGAGCGCAAGCGAUCGCAGAAGCGCUCAAGGUGAACACGACGCUGACUGAACUCAAUUUGAGCCAAGAUGAGAUUGGCGGUGUUGGAGGGCAGGCAAUUGCUGAUGCACUCAAAGUCAACAAGACAUUGACCAAGCUCGAUUUGUUUGAGAAUCCAAUUGGCGAUGCUGGAGCGCAGGCGAUUGGUGAGGCGCUCAAGGUGAACACGACGCUGCCUUCCCUCCAUUUGUACAACAAUCAGAUUGGCGAUGAUGGAGCGAAGGGGAUUGCUGAGGGGCUCAAGGUGAACAAGACGCUGACAUUCCUUUACUUAAAAGAUAACUUCCUGACCAACGCUGGACGCAGAGCACUUCGGCGAUCGGGCAACACCACUUGUAGAUUAGAAGGUCUUGCCGACCAGCGUGAUCCACCGCCUGCCCCAUUGGUGCAGAUUGCAGCAAACGCUCAGUCUCAGCCUGCUGUCAACCUUACAUCCGAGCUUCAGCAAUUGCGGUCCGAUCUCGCUGCCAAAGAUCAGGCGCUUGCUGCCAAGGAUCAGGAGCUGCAACAGCUUCGCUCUGAUCUGAAAUCGGCUCUUGAUCAGAUCGACGUACUCGAGCGCGGCCAACCCGCUGUUGGGUCUUUGUCGCACUUUGACGGCCCCAUCCCGCGAGUUUCCCUCGCCACUCUUGCCAACGUCACGAAAAAUUUCGCUGCAGAUGCCAUGCUCGGCGAAGGAGCAUUUGGUCGUGUGUACGGCGCCAGUCUGCCUGGCCCUCGCGUUGCCAUCAAAAAGCUGUCUGCCGAAUCAAAGCAAGGCAGAGCCGAGUUCAAGUCGGAACUGGCCUCGUUGUCAAAGUUCCGCCACACAAACAUCAUUGCCAUUCUGUCCUAUGCCGAAGAAGGCGACGAGCGAUGCCUUGUUUACGAGUACAUGGCGAACGGUUCGGUUCGCGAUCGCCUGAACUGCAAGAACAACACGUUGCCGUUAACCUGGUCCCAGCGCCAGCGCAUUGCCGCCGAUGUCUCGCGCGGCAUGCACUAUGUCCAGACAGCAUUCCCUGAUCAUGCCCUGUUCCACCUCGACCUCAAGACGGACAAUGUCUUGUUGGACGCGCAUUUCAACGCAAAAGUGUCUGAUUUUGGCCUUGUCCGUGCUGCUGAGCAUCUCGAUGACAAGAGCUACCUUCGCACGCAGACUGUUCAAGGCACCGUUGCCUACAUGUGUCCCGAGUUCCUCGUUGAGGGCAGAAUGACCACGAAGACGGACGUGUUCGCAUAUGGCAUGAUUCUGCUCGAGCUGUUGACCGCCGCCAAGCCUGGGCCCAGAUUGAAAAACGAGGCGCGAAAGGCUGUGAAAAACCAAAAGUUGAACGAGGUGCUGGACUCGCGCCUCGAUCCAACCGAAUCAGAGCGCCAGAGCGUCAGCGAGCUCGUCUCUCUUGCGCUCGAAUGUCUUGACGAGGAAUCCGACGAUCGCCCAUCCUUUGGCGCCAUUGUUGUCACGUUGGAUCUUUGAUAUUGCAGUAGCCUAUUGCAUGAGAAUUCGAUGUUUACCCCCUCAUUCUUUGCCAUGUUCUCUCCACUUCUUUCCGCAGACGUUUUGUCUGCUCGUUCGUUUUGAUGUUUCGGCACUAGGUCGAAACAGCUGUUUUUUUUUUGUUAGUUCGUGAUUCGUGCUCGCCAUGCAGUCGAUCUUUCUUUGUGCUUGUCGGUUGUCAUAAUUUGUGUUGCCUCCUCAAAAAACUUUAGUGUGUA